This is a messenger RNA of Spirodela intermedia, 5444 nucleotides long. The record is from the annotation of a GenBank genome assembly. Lineage: Eukaryota; Viridiplantae; Streptophyta; Magnoliopsida; Alismatales; Araceae.
AUGGGCUGCUUUUCGUCUAAACACAGAAGACAGUUCCCUGGACACGAAGAUCCCGUGUCUCUUGCUUCCCAAACGGCCUGUAAGUAUACAUAAUUUGCCAGCAACUUUUAGAUUGUGUUGGUGGUGAUGGUCAUUAUCAGUUUCUCAUAGUCGAGAAUACUAUUUCACUUGCUUUUCUCCAGAUCAAGCAAACUGACAGAUAUCAGGUCUCUCUUGUGGGAUAUAUUUUUUAUCUUUUAAAGAUUUAUAAAUAUGCAACCUUCUGUUCUCAACUGUGAAAAAGCGUCUGAACCGUUUUCAAGUCCUUUUCCAACAACCCCAAAAAAAAAGGAAAAAAAGAACAAGGAAAAAAGGAACAGAAAAAAAAGAAAAAAAAGAGAAAAGAGACAAAUAACACGAUUUUACUGGCAGCCCCUAAGGAGAAAACUACAUAUAAGUGAUGCUUAGUGUAAUUAGUGCAAACAAAAGCACAGAAAAUACUCUCAGGUAAGCUAAAAGCAUGAAGAUUGUAUUGGUCCUGAAAACUUAGACUGUUGUACUGACUCUGGUUUUUCUGAAGUCAAAUCAUUGUCAAAAUAUAAAGCCGAUAUGGUUAGAUUUUUAUACAGUUUUAUUCCAGUAGCCUCUGCUUGGUUCUGUUGUGUCCUUUUUACCUUGCGACUUAUCUCAUUUUCUUUUUCCUUUAUUCUCUUUUGUAGUUACUGUCAGUGAAGUUGAGGCCCUGUUUGAGUUGUUCAAGAGCAUUAGUAGUUCUGUUAUUGAUGAUGGCCUCAUUAGCAAGGUAGUGUAAUUUCUCCUGGAACACGUUCAUUAGGUGUUUAAUGUUUCUCCCUAAAUAAAACCGUAAUCUCUCUCUGUGCACUUUUCUAAACGGACGAUACCUUCUCCACACGAUUUUGUGAUCAGUAAUGGCGUUAGCAAGGAUUAUAAAUUUAUUUUUUCAGUUCAGAACCUUUUUCUAUGCUGUUUAACAUCAUUAGCACUGGUAACUCAGUAACAUUUUAUCUUUACUAGAUUAAGUAGUAAAGCUAAAAUUUCAAACUUUGCGGCUCUGUUAAUUGAGAAAAUGGUGGCAUAUGUAGACGUUUUGUGUCAAAAAUCAUUGUGUAACGUGUCCCUGAAAUUUCGUUAAUUUUUAUCCUAUUCUUGUUAAAGUUUUUCCCUUGUUAUUUUGAUCUUCAUGUACAUUUGGGUUAAUCACAUAAUUUUUCGGUAUAGAAGAGUCUUACAAAGAAAAGUAUUCUACAAGUUUUUUCCUCUUCAAAAGCUUCACAGUUACUGAGUUAUCUAGGCUCAAUUGGAAGCCCGGUUCCCAUAUGGAUAUCAAACAAAAGUCAAUUCACCAAUAAUAUAGACUGAACAUUCAAUAGAUGUAUCGAAAUUUGAGUUACGUUACAGUUUUUGAAGAUGAAAUUACUAUUAUAAUUUUUCCUUAAAUAUUAUAGUCGUAGAUUUUUUGAUAGUUUUGGCACUGGGAGCUCUGUUUCUUUUUGACUUAUUCAAAAUCAAUGGAUCACUUCUUGUUCUUCCUUUCAUUAUGUGUGCCCGGUGAUAUUUACCUCACUUUUUCUUAGGUUAAUAUUUAUGUCUGUUUUUCGCAGGAAGAGUUUCAGCUAGCUUUAUUUAAAAAUAGGAAAAAGGAGAACCUUUUUGCAAACCGGGUAAUAUAUUAUCUCUGUCCCCGUUAUUUUUUGUUAAAACUUGCAUAUAAGAAGCCAGUAUAUCAUCUUACUUCGUGGGUUUGUAAUGAAUUAUUUUCAUCUUCUUUUGGAAUUUUUUUAUUACAUAAAGGGGUAUUUGGUUAAACGAUGGUCUUCAUCUGGGAAAGUCCUAGGAUAAUGGAAGAGCACUAUUUAAGAGGAAAAAGUUUCUGUUACAUGCAGUGGUCUUUUAUAGAAAGUAAUGAUCGCUGCCCAGUGAAAUCGCAUGUUAUAGCCUUUUUUAUGCCAAUAUUAUACUGAUUGUUUACUGCUCUAUAUUUAAAAUUUAAGUAGAAGGUUAAAAACACAAAAACUGAUGGUACUGACGGUGUAUAUCCUCAUCUCUUUUUUAUUAUUUUUCCUUUUCCUUUCUUGUUCCUUUCCGAUUUUUUACCUCUUCCUCUCCAUCAUUUUCUUCCUCUUCGUUACCUCAUGGGACAUCUUGAAGGCUUUACAGAAUUGAUCCCGUUCAUGAUUUUUCUUUAAUAUUCAACGUUUUGGUUGCCAGAUCAGGAAGGGUCUUGUCCUGCGAUGGCUCAUGCAAUGGCAUGAGUCACAUAUGUCUUAUUGGCUUUGCCCACCCAAAGCAUGGUUUCUCUCAUCUGUCAUGUGUGUGGUUUAUCUAUUCAGACACAGAUCAUUUUAAAUUGGCUGAGAAUUGAACUGAGUUAGUUUGAGACGGAAACGUGAUUCUGAAUCUAUUAGUUUUGUUGUCAGAUAUCGUUUCAAUUGUGGAAGGUUAAGGGCAAGGCGACAAAGUUACUGCUUGCAUUACCACUAGAAACUAAAGUUAGAAUGGUGGCUAUACGGUAAAACGGCGAAAUCAUUGCAUAAAUGUCUCAUAAAGGAGAAUAGGUAACCAACUGAUCCGGUUUGUGUUGGGUCGAAAGAAAAGUAAAAGUAUCCAGCGAUAGUCAGAAGUGAGGACCUAUUGUUUAUUGAAUCCAGUGAUUUGAAACGAGUGAAGAAACCAAUCCUCUCCCAUUCAUCAACUUUAGUCAAAAUUUACUUGUCUAGUAGAGAUUACUUAUUUUAUUUACUGUGGCCUAACACCAACCUAAAAAGCAAAAAAUCUAUGCAACUUUUUGGUCCGUCAGAAUAGCAAAUAGUCACUUCAAAGAUAAUAAAACCUGAACGAUCAGCUAGAGGGACUAUUCGUUUUGUGGGUGUAAGUUUAUGGUCAUGGUCUGUGGGUUCUCAGAAAAUUUGUUAAAGAAUAAAAGUACAGUCAUCAGUGUGGAUUUUUUAUUUCUUUCUCUUAUCCGACAUUUUUUCCGAAUGUCUUCAGGGCAUUGGAUGCAGGCCUUUUUAAUUCUAUUUUUUCUCCAUCCUUUUUCCUUGUUAACUAUUGGGUUUAUCAAUUUUAUGUUUAAUUCAGAUAGGAAAGCUACUUCAGGGAGGUGUUUCGGGAGGGUAGAUACGUCAGGGAGGGUACUUUCAACUUUUUUUGUAUCAUUAGGGUGAACAACACGGCAAUCGAGGAACAUUCUAUCUAACUUUUUGAGUUGGUUGAUGAUACUUGUGAUGGUCCAUGUAGAAACUUUCUUUGUGAUCUGCUGCUUUGGAGUCUUAUAGUACACUUUUUUUUCCUUUGUUUUGGAACAGAUCUUUGACUUAUUUGAUGUGAAGCACAAAGGGGUGAUAGAUUUUGGCGAUUUUGUUCGGGCACUUAAUGUCUUCCACCCAAAUGCUCCACACGAAGACAAAGUGGACUGUAAGCUUCUAAUGUCUCAUUCAGUCCCACAGUCUUGCACUCUGUUUGCUGAUUUUUUUAAUUAUCUUUGCAGUCUCAUUCAAGCUUUAUGAUUUGGAUAGCACGGGGUUUAUUGAAAGACAAGAGGUAAUUCUUUUUUUUUUUCUGAAGACAAUAUUUUUAUUGGUCUCUGUAUCCUCACCCAACUAAUUUCUCUUGAGAUUUGUUUUUCUUAUAUCAAUGGUACGCCUGAUAAAUAAUUUUUUAAUAUCGUAGAUUAAGCACAUAAGUUGUCUCAUGUACUGUUUGUUUAAAUGCUCAUGAUGCUUAUGGUUAAGAUUACUGUCUCCUAAUUUCGUCGCUCGGAGAGAUGCUAGGCAUACUUAGUUAUGCUUAAAUCAAUAAAAAAAGAAAUUUCUGUGACUAAAUUUUUUGCCUAAAAAAUUAUUAUUUUGAUUCAAGAAGAUAAAAUCGUGUGCAUCUGUCAAAAUUAAAAAAUAUUUCAUUUUUUUUAAUACCCAGAGGGGGCCCUAUUCCAAUCUUAUCAAGAAAAUGAUUCAAGUAACAAGGGAAUAAUUAAUAGGAAAUGCCAAAGUGUAAAAAUACUUGUAUUUUUUGGAAUUUGGCAUCGCAUUCUUUUUCGGCUUUAGAUUCUCCAAAACUUGAAGCUCCACUUUUUUUCUCCUGAUCUGAAGAGUGAGAGCCUUCAUUCAGUCCACAUUUCUUGGCCGUCUCCACAGCGGCUAGAACCAUUUGUGUGCGCCUAACACCCUACAUCUUCCUUCUGUUUGUGCAGGUUAAGCAGAUGCUGAUAGCACUCCUCUGUGAAUCAGAAAUGAAGCUGGCUGAUGAGACCAUCGAAAUAAUUCUCGAUAAGGCUAGUCCCGCUGAUCUCAGAUCAAUAAUCCUAUACGCUUUUUGAGUAAAAACUGAUGCCCAGUCAGUAUUCAGUCUCAUGAUGGUUCUUCUUAACCCGAGUCUUGCUACUGUGAGCAGACCUUCGUUGAUGCUGAUGUAAACCAGGAUGGGAAGAUCGACAAAGAAGAAUGGCAGAACUUCGUCUCACGUAAUCCCUCACUUAUGAAGAUCAUGACUUUACCAUAUCUCAGGUAAGCGCCAAUGGCUGUUCUUUCAUUGUGUAAUUCCCAAGGAAGUAAUCAAUUCCCGCAGGUGUAUUUCUUAUUUUCUCCCCUCUUUUUUUUUUUUUUGGGUGAUUUCUUUCUCUUCAUACUCCUUCAUGUAUACUGCAUCGAAGUUGAUCUAAAUUAUUUUUUCAAUUAUUUGACCCACUAAGUUACUCCCUGGUAACUAUAUUUAGACCUGGACAGGAAAUUUUCAGUGAUGCCCUCCAAAACAUGGAAUUAGUGCACAAUUGCCACAUCUAGUUGAUAUUACAAAAAAUACCUUCUUCUGUGCACUUGUUCGGCAGUUUUCUUUGACGGGUUUCAGGAGCAUUGUAGAUAUUACUAAAUGGACCUGAAUCUUUACCAAACCACAUAAUAUUUGACCUAAAUCUAUCUUUUUUGAUCCUAGCCCAGUUGCCUAUUAUUGGAAACUCCUCAACCUGAUGCUUUGACUGGAACUGACCCGUUCAGGAACUGGCAUGGUGGGGUCUCCCUGUUGUAGAUAACAGCCCACGACUUUCAACAGCGGAUUGAUUUCUAGGACAGAUCAGAGGGAACUGGUUGGCCAUUCGGCUCAGAGUUGACUUUCGGCAAUGUACUAUUGUCCCAUGGCUUUCAGCAUUGGACUGAUGACCUGGUCAACGACCAAUCCCUUUUAAGAGAAAUCAAGAACUCUUCAGUCUCUUCUGCCAUUAGCUCCCCUCAACAAUUCCACAGCGUCCCCCCAUCUUUUUAUAGCUAAUCAGCAUUCGCCCCCUCCAUCACUGAAUUCUCAGAUUACCCACAUUCUUUCCCAGAUUUAGCAUUGUCUUCUUGCUCGGAUAAUCACCCAAGUUCCUGAUGUUUCUUGGCAUUCUUUGCAGGGAUAUAACGACCACGUUCCCGAGCUUCGUUUUUAACUCGGAGGUCGAUGAGAUCGCAACCUGA